Molecule: messenger RNA, 2121 nt
Organism: Xenia sp. Carnegie-2017
Lineage: Eukaryota; Metazoa; Cnidaria; Anthozoa; Malacalcyonacea; Xeniidae
Product: catalase-like
Exons: 12
Coding region: 256-1755 (499 amino acids)
Biological process (GO): hydrogen peroxide catabolic process; response to hydrogen peroxide
Cellular component (GO): peroxisome; cytoplasm; mitochondrion
Molecular function (GO): heme binding; catalase activity
Source: RefSeq, a predicted model, not a curated record
UAGCAGUCCUUUCCUUUCGUUCUUUGAGGUUUUCUCUUUCCUUUGCUUUUUUAAAGAAACAUUGUUAGUAUGGAGCUUAUUUUUAUGUGAUUCAUCUUGCAGGAAUUUUUUAAAUUCCUUUGUGGAAGUCCUUAAUGACAUAUUUUACGUACAAUGAAUAUUAGCUUGUGCAAAUCACACAUUGACAUCUAGCAAGUACAGACAGCAAUAUUACUGUCAACACGGAAUAACUUGGGCUGGAUAUUUAUUGGAAAAAUGCCUUUCAAAGCUUGUGAUCAACUGGAAAACUAUGCAAAGGAAAAUCCUAAUCCUGACAUUGCAACUACAGGAUUUGGUUGCCCUGUGGGGUCUAUGACAGCAUCAUUGACAGUUGGUGAACGUGGUCCAAUAUUACUUCAGGAUGCUGUCUUCCUUGACACUAUGACACAUUUUGAUCGUGAGCGAAUACCAGAACGUGUCGUUCAUGCUAAAGGUGGUGGUGCAUUUGGAACAUUCAAAGUGACACAUGAUAUUUCAAAAUAUUGCAAAGCAAAAGUUUUUUCUGCCAUAGGCAAGGAGACACCAUGUCUUGUUCGAUUUUCCACUGUUGGUGGUGAAUCAGGUAGUGCAGACACAGCUCGAGAUCCAAGAGGUUUUGCUGUGAAAUUUUACACUGAAGAGGGUAACUGGGAUUGUGUCGGAAACAACACUCCAAUAUUCUUUAUUCGGGAUCCAAUUUUGUUUCCAAGUUUCAUUCAUACCCAGAAAAGAAAUCCUGUUACACAUUUGAAGGAUCCCAAUAUGUUCUGGGACUUUAUUACACUCCGACCAGAGACGACACAUCAAGUUUGCUUUUUGUUUUCUGACCGUGGUAUCCCUGAUGGCUAUCGACAUAUGAAUGGUUAUGGAAGUCAUACUUUUAAAAUGGUUAAUGACAAAAAUGAGGCAGUGUAUUGUAAAUUUCAUUUUAAGACUGAUCAAGGAAUCAAGAACUUGUUACAAAACGAAGCUGACAAACUUGCUGGAACUGAUCCUGAUUAUGCUAACAGAGAUCUUUAUGAAAUGAUAGCAAAUGGAAAUUAUCCAUCAUGGACAUUGUACAUUCAAGUAAUGACUUUCCAAGAAGCUGAAAAAUAUAAAUGGAAUCCUUUUGACCUAACAAAGGUUUGGUCGCACAACGAUUAUCCUUUGAUUCCCGUUGGAAAAAUGACAUUGAAUCGUAAUGCAUCAAACUAUUUUGCUGAAAUUGAACAAAGUGCAUUCAGUCCUGCCAAUAUGGUUCCUGGUAUUGAAGCUUCUCCCGAUAAAAUGCUUCAAGGUCGUCUUUUUUCUUAUCAUGAUACUCAUAUUCAUCGUUUGGGUCUUAACUAUCAUCAACUUCCUGUCAAUUGUCCAUUUAAACGAAAUCCUAAAGCAUACCAACGAGAUGGUCCUCAAACAUUCAUUGUUCCUGAUCAGUCUCCAAAUUACUUUCCAAACAGUUUCAGUGGACCCAUUCCAAGUGAGAAAUAUUGUGAACAUAGCUCGAAGAUAUCGGGCGAUUGUAAACGCUUCGAAACUGCUGAUGAAGACAACUUUUCACAAGUAACAUUAUUUUACAAUAAUGUGUUAAACAAGGAAGAGCGAGAGCGGCUUAUUUCAAACAUCGCUGGCCAUCUGAAGGAUGCCAAAGACUUCAUUCAAAAAAGAGCUGUGGCGAAUUUUACACAAGUGAGCCCUGACUUUGGCGAAAAGUUGAGUAAAGCGUUGGAUUCAUACAACAAGGCACGGCUUUAAAUCAGUUGUACGAAGACACAGAUGCUUUGCGAAUACCUUGAUGCUUUAUACUUGUGUAGUUUACUCCUUAACUCGUGUUACUCAGACUAUCGUAAAAUUAAUCUUAUAGCGUAAUAAUCCUCUGAGAAAUUCCACUUAAAUAGGAAAUAUUUUUUGUUAAAAUCAUGUAUUGAACUAUUAUUUAUUUUACAUAGCAACUGUCACGACACCUGUAGUCAGUUUGACAUCGCUCCAAUGAUUUUAUUUGCAGUAAUUCUCCCUGUUAAUGAAUAUGAUGUUAAUGAUGUGUUUUGGAAUGAGUAAUUUUUGAAUGAUCCGAACGAUUUUUAAAUGUACUUUGACUUUUAAACAUAUUCAAAACAUCAA